Microthlaspi erraticum is the source of this 852-nucleotide messenger RNA. Lineage: Eukaryota; Viridiplantae; Streptophyta; Magnoliopsida; Brassicales; Brassicaceae. The record is from the annotation of a GenBank genome assembly.
AUGCCUUCUUCUCCUCCCCGCUCUAUUCCCAGAGGUCUCACUGUAACCGAAAUUUGCAAGUUUAUUCCCCAGUCGUGGAAACAGCCGCCACCGAGACCCAUCACCGAUGGUUCCGUUCCUGAUGCUCUGUUCAAAUCACUCGGACAUUUCGUCAUCUCCCACGGCCAUCUGUGUGAAGCUUUUAGAACUUUCUCGCUUCUCCUUCGUCACAAGCGGAUGUUGAGCAAAGAAAUUCGACCGGAUGCUUUCACUUACCCGUCGGUUCUCAAGGCCUGUGUUGAUUUUGCAUCCGGAAGAGCUGUUCAUGGCAGCUUGUACGUCUGCAAUGCGUUGAUAUCCAUGUACAAUAGAUUUGGGAGAGUGGAGAUUGCUCGGAGAUUGUUUGACAGGAUGUCUGAAAGGGAUGCUGUCUCAUGGAAUGCAGUGAUCAACUGCUAUGCUUCUCAAGGCAAGUGGGAGGAAGCUCUUAGACUUAUUCACAGAAUGGAGCUCUCUGGUGUAGAAAUGUCUGUUGUUACUUGGAACACAGUAGCUAAAGGCUAUUUGCAGAGAGGAGACUACGCAUGGGCUUUAAAUAUAGUCGCUAAGAUGAGAAACUACAAUGUAAGUUUAGAUUCUGUGGCAAUGGUUAAUGGUUUGAAGGCAUGCUCACAAGCGUUACAGUUGGGAAAACAGUUUCAUUGCCUUGCAAUUUGCAGCUGUUGCGCGAGGAUUGACAAUGUUGAAAACUCGUUGAUCACAAUGUACUCGAGAUGCGGCGAUCUUAGAUCAGCUUUUAUAGUGUUUCAGCAGAUCGAAGCAAAUAGUUUGAGUGCAUGGAACUCUAUCAUUUUCCGGUUAUGCACACAAUGA